Mesorhabditis spiculigera is the source of this 2400-nucleotide messenger RNA. The record is from the annotation of a GenBank genome assembly. NCBI's taxonomy places the organism in Eukaryota, Metazoa, Nematoda, Chromadorea, Rhabditida, Rhabditidae.
AUGCGACUUGUACAGCACCGAGCACCAGAAUACCUCUCGGUGGAAUGGCGCCCGAGCUUCUCCAGCUCGCUGUCGUCGUUUAGCAGCCGGCGGAGCAGCUGCGAGAUGUCGAAGAGCGUCAGCAUCCCACAGGCCCUCUCCGAGCUCCGGAAGGGCAGUACGCUACGCCGCAAGAGCACGACAAGCAAGCGAAAAGUACCAAAUGCAAAGCUGCCCCUCGCCGGAUUUGUAAUCUUCAUCGCGACGCGCAGUGGGCGGAUUUUAAUAUACGGCACUCCGGCCGAUCGAGCGAAUCUUUCCGUGGGGGAUGAAAUCAUUGGUGUGAAUGACUGGGUGCCGGAUGGGAAAACGCGCGAAGAAGUCGUUGAUCAUGUACAGCAGUGCAUCAAAACGCGGACAAUCCAGUUGAGGGUUCGGCGUCGCAUCGACGAUACGAUAGAGACGGACCUGAAGCUCGGGCUGGCUAAGGUUACCGACGUUUUUCUGGUAUCUGUCGAACAGUCACAUAUCAAGGGAGUGCUGAAGGUUUUGGAAAAGCGAUACCCGGAUGCGCAAAAGUUCGACAUGGAGACGAUCGCGCAGCAGCCGAAUGAUUUCCCAGGGUUACACAAUGGGCGAGCCGUGUCUGCAGAACCAGGGGAUCGCCAUGCCGAUCUGGACGUGAGGGAAAAGCAGCGAAAUCGACAAAUCGAACGCGAGUUCUUACGUUCCUCCCUGCGCUCCUCGAAAAAAUUGCGCUCGCUGGAGAACAAGAAUGAGGUGCGCCCGAAUGGAGAGCAGGCAUCGGACCUGGAAAAGGGCUACCACAACCCGACGUUUAAUGACGCCGUCUUGAAACGUGGAAGCGGCGAGAAUAAUAAUUCUGGGAUUGGCCUCAAACAAGUAAUGGUCUCUGUGGAUCGACUAGCUGAGCAUCUCUCCAAAAUGGAGGGCCGCGAAGAGGAUGGGCAGUUGCUCCGAAAAUAUUUCCUCAGCGACACCGCGAAGCGGGCAUUGGAGCAAGCUGCGACGCAUGCACAGCUCCCCUCCACAUCAACUCAACAGCUCCCCGGCGAGCCUAUUGACGGAAAGCCGACAAAAAUCGUCGUCAUCCGAAAAGAUGCCGACUCGUACUUGGGCGCUACCGUACGAAACGAGGGCGAACGGGUGAUUGUUGGGAGAGUGGUGCGUGGCGGAGUGGCCGAAAGGACGUCUGCAUUCAGAGAAGGCGACGAGCUGCUUGAAAUCAACGGCACCCCACUGAAGGGGAAAACGGUGGCAGAGGUGUGCGAUUUAAUGCGAGUCCUCAGCGGGGAGCUGCGAUUUCUGGUGAGCCCUUGCCCGGAAGCGGAAACACCCCAAACCACCACCUAUGUGCAGCACCUCCGCGCCCUCUUUGACUACGAUCCAGAGGACGACGUCUAUGUGCCGUGCAAGGAGUUGGCGCUCAAAUUCCAGCGCGGCGACAUUUUGCACGUCAUCAACACCACCGACGAGAAUUGGUGGCAAGCCUACCGUGAAGGCGACGAUCCGCACCAUUCACUUGCCGGUCUCGUCCCCAGCAGCAGCUUUCAUCAACAGGUGGUGAUGUACACCGACGAGCUCGAGAAGGAGCAACGGCCCAAGACCCGAAAAGAAGCCCGGAAACGGCUCCCUGAAGUCUUGAAGGUGCUGCGACGCCGAAAAUCGAACGACUUGAAGCCGGCGGACGAGGCGGCAAUUGCCACUGGCGUGGGAUACCAUAGCGAUCUGCUAACGUACGAAGAGGUCGUGCUCCACCUCGCGCGCUCCGACCGGAAACGCCCUAUCGUACUCUGCGGCCCGGAGGGUGUGGGAUGCCUCGAGUUGCGUCAGAGUUUACUCGAAAGCGACAAACUACGAUUUGGGGGAGUGGUUCCACAUACCACCCGCCAACCCGUGGCCGGAGAAAUUAGCGGAACCCACUACCAUUUCGUGUCCAGACAGCAAUUCCAGGACGAAGCAAAGGCCGGUCACUUCGUCGAAUGGGGCGAGUUUGAGAAACAUCUGUAUGGGACGUCGGCGGCGGAAAUCCGCAGCGUCAUCGCCAAGGGUGCCACCUGUAUUUUGACGCUGAAGCCGGAGUCUCUCGCCGCGAUCCGCAACGCCGACUUGCAGCCGUUCAUCAUCUUCGUCGCCCCGCCCUCCCUGAUCGUGUUGCGGCGGCAGAAGGAGCUCGAGCGCGCCAGAAGGGCGGACAACACGCCCCCGGUGCGCGAUGAGCAGCUGAAAAACAUACUGACCCAUGGGAAGGCGAUGGAACAGAAAUUCGGGCACCUGUUCGACCACAUUGUCGUCAACAUGGAUUUUGAGCGGUCGUUGGCCGAGCUGCGGACCGUCAUCCGAAAAGUGGAAAACGAGCCGCAAUGGGUGCCCGCCAAUUGGAUGCCCCCGGAACAGCUA